Molecule: messenger RNA, 435 nt
Organism: Aspergillus luchuensis
Lineage: Eukaryota; Fungi; Ascomycota; Eurotiomycetes; Eurotiales; Aspergillaceae
Exons: 1
Coding region: 1-435 (144 amino acids)
Source: RefSeq, a predicted model, not a curated record
AUGACACUGGCCCACGAAACCGUUCCCGGUACGGAGGUAUACGGACCCGGCACUUUCAUCGACAAGACUGUGCUUCCAGUGCCUGUAGACGCUCGUCGGGUGUUUGAGCUUCUCGCCUCUCGAACCCCUGGGUUUACCCAAAACAAAGCACUAUGGGAUACCGUCCACUUCGAAGGACGACCUGAGCCUAUGGUUCAAGGUCCAAUCAAAUCACCCGUCAUGGCAGCUGCGCUUCAUGCCAUGGGAGGCGUAGUGGCUAAUGAGCUCCUUGAGCUGCGUGAUGGGAAUCCCGCGACAGAGAAUAGUGUGACAGUCAAUACUGACCAUGCAGGCAUUUGGCUCGGAUCUGUGUUCACCACGUACAUUAAUGGUUCCGAUGUAUCCACCCUGGCACGGUCGGGGAAGUUUGAGUUCACUCUUCGAACGGAAUUAUGA